Molecule: messenger RNA, 2773 nt
Organism: Porites evermanni
Lineage: Eukaryota; Metazoa; Cnidaria; Anthozoa; Scleractinia; Poritidae
Source: the annotation of a GenBank genome assembly
AUGCAGCAGAAAAGAAAAUUGAGACACAACAUGUGCAUCUUAUUCCUGUAUUACUGUGACAAACCAAGUGCUGAUGGAUACCGCCUUAUUGUGGCAUCCAACAGGGAUGAAUAUUACGACAGACCGACGGCAAGGGCUACGUUUUGGGAAAAAAAUCCCAACAUAAUUGCAGGUAAAAUUGUUCAAAUCGCCCCAUGUAAGGCAAAAUGAGGUAAUCCGUAUUCCGGAGUCCCCGGAACUAUUUGCUUGGGAAAUUCGGAAUCCUGGGUCUUAGAAUCCGUAAUCCAGCUUAGUUCCACAGACAAGGAAUCGCGAAUCCAGUACCUGGAAUCCGGAUUCCACGGCGUGAAAUCCAGAAUCCAAGACUGUCCGCUUGAAUAGGGAGGAGAAGUCGUUACGUCACAUUGCCAUGGUAGCAAAAUUUUGGAUGACAACAAACCGAAAACGUCACUUAAAAAGUGGAUUUGCACUGCUUCAAACUUCAUCUAUCUUAUUCAAUUUCAUUUAAUUUGGCAAAUAUUGGCGAAAUUUUCUCAGGUUGAAUCCGAAAGACCGUAGCUAAGUUUAAAAAUAGAAAAAGACAACGUCUGUGUUGUGUUCACCAACUCCAUAAAGUGAGAGUGUGAAAUUAGGAAGUUUCAUGUUGCAGAGGUGCAAGGACGGCAAAGAAAUGUACGAAAUAGCGUGAUGCACGAGCAAAUUUGUUGUUUUGUUAACAAAAACCGAUUACUUUUUUUGCCGUUCUCCUUGUCGUCGUCGUCGUGGGUUUUGUUUUCAUCCAGAAAUAGUGCUACCAUGGUGACGUGACGUCCCACUUCUCCUCUCUGUUAUCUUACAAGUAUCGUAUUUAUAUUUUUAUGAUAACCUCUUUAUACAUAGAGGAUAUUACACGGUGGCGCGAAGAUAUGAAUUUUAUUUUCGAGUGGCAAAACAAUAUUUUACGAACGAGCGCAACGUGUGAUUUAAAUAUUGUUUUUGCCCCGAGAAAAUAAAAUUUAUAUCUUCAAGCCGCCGUGUAAUGUUCUUUUUAUUAUAUAGACAAAAAGACAUCGAUAAAAUAAUAGACGGAAAUUACCGAAACUACGUCAUCGAUAAACUCACGUGUGAUAUUGUGGAAAAUAAACCACUUGGGUCCCGGAUGCAAUUUUCAUGAAUUUUACUAAAUUUUAUUUUUAAUAAAAGUUUGUAUUUCUCCACCAACCACACUUUAUUUGUAUAUCUGUAGUACUUUAAAUGCUGUAACAGUUUUUAUUAUAUAGACACGAGUGUUUUACUGGAAAAUAUACCACUCGUAAAAUUCGUAAAAACUACAUCCGGGACCCGAGUGGUAUAUUUUCCAUAAUCUCACACGUGAGUUUAUCGAUGAUGUAAUUUCGGUCAUUUCCCUCCAUUAUUUUAUCGAUGUCUUUUUGUCUAUAUAAUAAAAAGAACAUUACACGGCGGCUUGAAGAUAUGAAUUUUAUUUUCUCGUGGCAAAAACAAUAUUUUACCCACUCGCUGCGCUCGUUCGUAAAAUAUUGUUUUGCCACUCGAAAAUAAAAUUCAUAUCUUCGCGCCACCGUGUAAUAUCCUCUAUAUAUUCUAUUCUCUCUUAGCUUUUCUAGCCCCCUGAUGAAAGCUGAUGAAGACUGGUUUUCUUGUCGAAAUAUUGCGCAAACAAAUCUGCAACCUUUGCCUUCAAUUUUAAACUAAAACAUAUUAUUUUCCAGGUGGUACUUGGGUAAAUUUUUGCUGGGUAUGUGCCGCUGGCCUCUCAGAGCCCCUACCCCAUUAUAGUCUAUUCUGUGGUCAAUUAUAGACCCCAUAUUAGUCACUUUUGGGCAAUUAUGUAAUUUUCGCGAUCACAGCUUAGUCACUCUCUACUGUAAAUGCGACUCCGUUGUAGUCAAUCCAGUCUUAAAAAUGCGACCCCAUCCAGCGGUUCAUCCCCAUCAGUCUCUUAUAAGGAAGUACCCCCCCCCACCCCCCAGUGUAUCAUAUGCCCCAUUCUCGCUUGCUAAUCAAGUUAUGUAAUGAACAAUUUUCAUUGCUAACAGUGAGGCUGCUCAAUAGUGUUUUCGACCUGUCAACUCUCUCAAACCCAGAUCGCUUAAUGGCUAAGGUUCUUGAGCAACAACCUGGACUCUACACCCAAAUGACGUGGUAAAACCGGCAUGUAUGAACCUGAGGCUUUUGACUUAAAGCCUAGUUCAACCGCGGUUAAUCACUGUUAAUACGCUAUACGUACAAGAACAAGCUUGCUAAAAAUGCUUACGGGUCAUGUAUACCCAAUCUCACACGACUGCUGAAAGUUAGUUUUCCGUUUACAGGGAUGGAUCUGAAGCCAGGUAGAGAGGGCGGAACUUGGCUAGGUAUAACUAAGGAUGGGACAUUUGGAGCAAUCACAAACUACAGACAAUCGCCAACCUUUCUAAAUCCAUAUGCAGUUGGAAAAGGGCAUUUGGUACCAGACUUCUUAGAAGGAGAUGGUAACGUAAGAAAGUACCUUGAAAAAGUCAGCAGAACAGCUGACAAGUAUAACGGCUUCAAUCUCUUAGUGGGCAAGUUAUCCUUGACUGGAGGCUCUAAGUUUGGAUGCUUUUGCAACGCCGAUAAAGAAAAUAUUAGGGUGUUGACACCUGGAAUUCAUGCCUUGUCAAAUAAUGUCCUGGAUUGCCCAUGGCCGAAGACGGUUUAUGGAAAGGAAAGAUUUGCAAACAUUUUAAAUGAAGCCUGCACCAAACAGGAGCUUGUUGAUAAGCUGAUUGGGAUGCUAAAUUUGCGAGAUAGGUAA